AUGAUGCAACAUGCCUGGCAAAAUUACAAACUCUAUGCCUGGGGCAAAAACGAACUGAGACCGCUGUCACAACGAGCCCAUAGUAGUAGUAUUUUCGGCUCCAUGGAUCUAGGAGCCACAAUAAUUGAUGGCCUUGACACUCUCUACCUAAUGGGUUUGGAGAAAGAAUACAAAGAAGGCAGAGAUUGGAUUGAACGUAAAUUCACCUUAGACAAUGUUAGUGCCGAUUUAUCGGUAUUUGAAACGAAUAUACGUUUCAUUGGUGGUCUCCUAACAAUGUAUGCCUUUACGGGUGAUAAUCUUUAUAAGGAGAGAGCCCAACAUGUAGCAGAUAAACUAUUACCUGCCUUCCAGACACCAACUGGUAUACCAUAUGGUUUGGUAAAUCCUAAAACUGGUUUGAGUAAAAAUUACGGUUGGGCUUCCGGUGCAAGUUCUAUACUUUCUGAAUUUGGUACUCUACAUUUAGAAUUUAGUUAUUUAAGUGAUAUUACCGGUAAUCCUUUAUACAAGGAGAGAGUACAAACCAUUAGACAAAUAUUGAAAGAGAUCGAAAAACCCAAAGGUUUAUAUCCCAAUUUUCUGAAUCCUAAAACUGGUAAAUGGGGUCAAUUACACAUGUCAUUGGGUGCUUUGGGAGAUAGUUUCUAUGAAUAUUUGCUUAAAGCCUGGCUUCAGUCCGGUCAAACCGAUGAAGAAGCCCGACAAAUGUUUGAUGAAGCCAUGGUUGCCAUUAUUGAUAAAAUGGUACGCACUAGUCCUAAUGGUUUGACUUAUGUUUCCGAUUUGAAAUUCGAUCGUUUGGAACAUAAAAUGGAUCAUUUAGCUUGUUUUUCAGGUGGUCUCUUUGCUUUGGGCGCUAACACCAGACAAAAUGAACACACUGAAAAGUUUAUGAAUAUUGGCAAGGGCAUCACGAAUACUUGCCACGAAAGUUAUAUACGAUCAACUACACGUUUAGGACCAGAAGCAUUCCGCUUUAGUGAAGCCGCCGAGGCUCGUGCCUUGAAAUCGAAUGAAAAAUACUACAUAUUAAGACCCGAAACUGUGGAAAGUUACUUUGUGCUCUGGCGUUUGACACACGAUCAAAAGUAUCGUGAAUGGGGCUGGGAUGCUGUACAAGCAUUAGAGCAACAUUGUCGCACACCUCACGGUUAUUCGGGCAUUAAGAAUGUCUAUCAAGAAGUACCACAAAAAGAUGAUGUACAACAAAGUUUCUUUUUAGCUGAAACCCUUAAGUAUUUGUAUCUGUUAUUCUCUGAUGAUUCACUGAUACCCUUGGAUGAAUGGGUAUUUAAUACUGAGGCUCAUCCUUUGCCCAUUAAAGGGGCAAAUAUUUACUAUCGCCAGGCGACGUCAACAUCAGCAGCAGCUACUAAUGCCUCCUAAAAUUAAAAGGCUAAAUUGUUGUACGCAUUAAAUCUAACUCAGCUGCUAGUUUUAUAUAUUUUAAGUUUUUCCAUUAUCGGGCACUAAGUGUGCUCUAAUCUCAACAACAUAAAACAAAUUUUGCUUUUGAAAUUUUGACUAUUGAAUACAUGGUAUAAGGACAUGUAUCAACAUUUUCUUUUCCUUUUUUUCAUUUAUUUCUUUUUCGUUUGACCUUUUCCCCUCUUUAGCAAAUUUGGUUUUCCCCUUUUUGAGUUUUUGUCACUAAACCAAAAAUUAUUUUUAAUUUUCUUAAAAAAAACAACUUUUUUAAGUUUGCUUUGAAUCUUUUAUAUGUCUCUCUCUCUCUUGCUUACUCUCCAGUUAGACAACAUUUCAAAUAUAAAAUAUAUAUUUUUUUAUUUUUCUCUUUUUCAUUUAAAAAAUAAUGAUAAUUCGCACAUUUGUAGCAACAAGUACUAAAUAUUUUAAUUAAUCUAAUCACCUCUGUAGAACUGUGUUAAAGAAAACAAAAACAAAAAAAAGAAUAUUUCUAUUGUGAGCAAUUCUUCACUAGCACUUAUGUAGUUUUUUUUUAAUAAUUUUCUUUUAAUUAAUUUUUUUGUAGCAUAAUUUUUUUUAUAUAGUUUAUUAUUAUUUAGGUUUUGUUUUAAUUUACCUUUUUUGUUCGUAAUUUAUUGUAUAUUUUUAGAACAAAAAAUAUAUAUAAAUAUUGUAAUUAUUUUACGUAAAUAAUUUUCUUUCCUAAAUAUUUUUGUAACUAAGGCAAACUAAUAUUUAAUGUUUAAUCCAUUUUUAUUACGUUAAAGUUGUACAAAACUUAAUAAUGAUGUUUAAUUAAUGAAAUAUAAUAUUUGUAUAUAGAUGCGUCCAUAUCUAUAUAGUGAUUUCCUGCAGAAAAAAAAAACUUUUAUUUAGAAAACCAUUUUUGAAAAGUAAUUUUCAAUUUCUUUAGCUCGUUAGCUAAACAUAUUUUUAAUAAGAAUUUUCUUUAUAUAAUGUUUUACAACUCUGCCUUUUUCUAUAUAAAAUGUGUAUUUAGUUUCUUGCUUAUAGCUCUGUUUUCAUAUUUGUAAUCUUUUCUUUUUGAGUACAAAUUGAAAUAUUCCAAAAUGUUUCGAGUAUGUUAAGGUUUUUUUCAAUAAAUGAUUUUGGUUUUAACAACUUUAAUAACAAUUUUCAAGAAAUCUCUCUUUUUAAACAGAUUUUUCGAAAAAUUCUUUUUUAAUUAUAUAGUAAUUUCGAAAAAUUCUUCCUUUGAAAUUCUCUC
Molecule: messenger RNA, 2659 nt
Organism: Lucilia sericata (common green bottle fly)
Lineage: Eukaryota; Metazoa; Arthropoda; Insecta; Diptera; Calliphoridae
Gene: alpha-Man-Ia
Product: mannosyl-oligosaccharide alpha-1,2-mannosidase IA
Exons: 5
Biological process (GO): N-glycan processing; carbohydrate metabolic process
Cellular component (GO): Golgi membrane; endoplasmic reticulum
Molecular function (GO): calcium ion binding; mannosyl-oligosaccharide 1,2-alpha-mannosidase activity
Source: RefSeq, a predicted model, not a curated record